Messenger RNA from Apis dorsata (giant honeybee), 1518 nucleotides. RefSeq lists its product as uncharacterized. Bases 167 to 1024 code for a protein of 285 amino acids. Lineage: Eukaryota; Metazoa; Arthropoda; Insecta; Hymenoptera; Apidae. The record is from RefSeq and is a predicted model, not a curated record. The transcript is spliced from 6 exons.
GGUCGAACGAUCGAAAAGCUUGGUCAGUUGUAGCGCCGACUCGGUUGGAAGUUGUGUAGUUUAAAGGCACACCACUGUACAAAAUAGACGCACGUUUUUUCGUAUUAAGUAACGUAGAAUCAGUAAUAAUUUUGCGUAGAAAUAACGCGAGAAAAUUCAUACCACAAUGCCGCGCCAAUCAACAUAUUGGGGAAAAUUUAUAUUCGUAUAUAUUUUACAUUUAUUUUCAUAUGCAACUUCCUCUCCAAUGCAGAUGCAAGUUCCGGUGCAUGUACGACUGAUAGCACCGCGCUACGUAACGUACAACAGCACGGCCACUAUGCACUGCAAUCACAGCGUCCCCGACGAGUUCUUGCAUAAAGUCGAGUUCAUGAAGGAUGACAAGAGGAUAUUACAAUACAUAAAGGACAGAAAACCGCCGUUCCACAGGGGCGAUGUUGAAGGCGCAAGCAUGGAGCAUUUCGAAAAUGGCACGACAAUCAAAUUAAAGAACUUACGUUUCGAGGCGUCCGGCUCGUAUCACUGUUUGGUUACGAUGACGACUCCUAUUUAUACCGAACACUCGGAAAGCGUUCCAAUGAAAGUUAUAGUACCACAGACUGAAAACCCGAAAAUUACGUUCAAGAAAAACUCGUACAUCGUAGGUGAAAGUUUAGAGGCGAAUUGCACUUCCUCGGCUGCACAUCCAGUUCCUCAUUUGACUUGGUAUAUAAAUGGGAAGGAGGUGGAUAUCAGUCUGGUAAAUCACUAUCCUCACACACACCACAAAAACCAACUGAUGUCCGCUACUGCGAAGCUGGUGAUAGAAGUUUCCGCGUUGCAUACAGGAAAAAACGGUAAUUUGGAAAUAAGCUGUCAUUCGACCAUCCCAGAUUACGCAGUGCAGUAUGCCGAUAUAAAGAAGGAAUCGGUCACAGUGAAAAUUAUGUCGAUGGUCGAAUCCUCAGCACCAAAUAUCGCGUGGGGAUGGCCCCUAGCUACGUUACUGUGUAUACUCUGCGCGAUGCACAAGAUCAUUCCUUAAUAAAAGUCAAUUGCUAUAGGAUAAUUAAACGAAAGAAAAAAAAAAAAGAAACUAAAGAAAGAAGAAAAAUUACAGGAAAAAAAAAAGAAAAAAAAAAGAUGUGUAAUAUACGUAAACGAGAAGAAGAAUAAAUACAAGUGGAAAAAAAAAGGGAGAACUUGUGGGAAGGGGGGAAUAUAUAUUAUAUACAUACAUAUAUAUAUUAAUGAACGAACAAUCACAAUGUCUUCCUUGAUUAUACCGAAAUACACGGGGGCAGCGAUUUUAUUGUCUUGCAGAAAUUUUAUAAACUCAUAUAGACGCGGCUUCUUCGUGCAACUAUUUUCGAUUGUCGCUUGUAUCGAUCGUUAUCUAUUUCGCGAAAAUAUUGUCGAAUCCGGAGGGAGAAUUCCAUUCGUUUUUCUGGUCAUUUCGAUUCGCACAAGUUCGAAAGAAUAUGACCAUCGAAACGACGAUAGAAGAAAAAAAGUAAAACAAAAAAGAAAAAAAAUAAA